Effrenium voratum is the source of this 1230-nucleotide messenger RNA. NCBI's taxonomy places the organism in Eukaryota, Dinophyceae, Suessiales, Symbiodiniaceae. The record is from the annotation of a GenBank genome assembly.
AUGGCGCGCCUGCGGCACGAGUACACCCACGACGAGCACUUGGAAGGAUUUUGCCUCUACGGCGUCACGGCGGCCGCCUUCGUGAAAGGACGACGUCACAUGCUUUCAAUGGAGCCGCAGCACUUCGAGGUCCAUGGCAAGAAGUACUUUGCCCCCAGUGUGGGCCUUGCAGAGAUGGAUACAGCAUACACCAUGGUCACUGACUCCAACAGCAAAGGCGGCAUCGAGUUCAGCUUUCUGGAAAACUCAGGUUGGGCUGUAGCCCUUGAGGACAUCAUCGUCAAUCUGGAGGACCAGAAGGCUCAGCUGGGCCGGCCCUUCGGUCGCCCUUCUGGCUGGCCACCACUGGAGCAGCAGCCGGUCUCAGGACUAGCCAAGAGCGCUGCAAGCCUUCGGCUGGAGCGGCUCGCUAUCCUGGGGGUAGGAGACCAUCUUACCGCCACGUUCGAUGCUGUACUCAUGGCGGAGACAAGUUUGAUGGACGGGGAGGACUUCCAGGUUCACCGCGACUUCCUGGGGCGCUUCUGCCCCAAACACCUGGGCCAGCGCCACCAGUGCCGGCAACGCUGCGCCCUGCUGGGCGACUGCCAGGCAGAGGAGGGCAAGGACCCGAUCGCGGAGUGGUUGGAUGGCAUCAUCCACCCGGAGUCCCUGGAAGAGCUGACUUUUGACCUGGAGGAAAGGCAGCGCCGCCUGGCGGAAGUUGCUCAGAGCGAUGCCAGGCUAAGGGAUGCCGACCUCAUCGUUUGCUCACAUCCAACGCUGCUGUGCAUUAUCCUCGCGCAGGUGUCUUCGCGGCCGCUCUUCACGCACGCCUCCUCCACGCUUCUCUAUGGCUUGCGCUGCCCCGACUGUGUGGAGCACCACAGCAACCUGCGGCACUUUGGGCGUUCGGCACUGGCGCAGAGGUUCUUGCGCAUGGCUUCGCGCCAUCUCCGGCGCGGCUUCCUGGCGGAGGGCCGGUUCCUGGCCGAGCAGAUCCGGCACCAGGUGGGCCUUGCAGUGCCUUGGGCUCCGCCCUUGGCGUUGUACAUCGCCCACGGCUCCUGGCGAGGUAGCGGCGGAGCCGUGCGCCGGGCGGUGGUGCUGAGGUCUCGGUUUUUUGUGUCCCUCAUGGGCGAGCUCAUGCGCUCGCUGCUGCGAGAGAUGGUGUCCAUCAACUUCCCAGAGCACCCCCUGGAGGUUGUCUUCCUGGGGCAGGACAACCAGUUUGAGGAGAGCAGUGGCUGA